UCAGCAAGUGUGUGGAAGCAAGAGAGAAGCUCUAAACGCGAGGAGAUAGAUUUUGUGAAAAGGGGAUGCAUUUUUAUCUUCAACGAGUUAGAUUCAGUUGUGUUUUCACGCCUGCAUAUCAAACACUAUUUGAAUUAUAGCCUGGGAGCGCGGAACGUCUGAUUCUGCGCACUUGAAGCCCCCCUUUUGACAUUUUAGUCAAAAUAGACUCACUAACAUUCUAAAUUAGAAGACCAUAUAAUUGUUACUUACAAAUCUGCGUUAUUGAUUACGGAACACCAGCUAUCGUAUCUAACUGAUAAGCUAGAUCAAGUGCGGUGUUGUUAUCAGUUUAUCUCCAAGAUGCGCCUCUUCGGCUGGGACACAUGGAGAGGGUCAUUCCGGGGGCAGCCCUCGCCAAGUGACCUCGAGACCUGCUCUGACCUCGAAGAAGAGAACAUGAACCUCACACCUGAGCGACAACAGAUCCUCAACCAGUUCCGGGAGAGGGUGUCCAGCCUGCUCCCGCCAGGUCAACAGCACGACCAUGACCUCCUCCAGUGGCUCGUGGCGAGGAACUUCAACCUGGAUAAGGCUGAGAGUAUGCUGAAGAAUAGUCUGCAGUGGAGGAAGGAAUGGGAAGCUGACACCGUGUUGGACUGGGAACCGCCUGAGGUGUUGGAGAAGUAUUACCCGGUUGGUCAAGCUGGCCACGAUAAGGAGGGAAGACCCGUGUGGAUCAUCCCUUACGGCGGAUGCGACAUGCGGGGACUCCUCUCGAGUGUCCGCAAGGUGGAUUACGUCCGCUACACCAUCCGCGUUCUGGAAGCUUCGAGAAAGGACAUGGAGAAGCAGACGCAGAUCUUGGGUCAUCCCGUCACGCAGCAGUGUUGCAUCUUCGACCUGGAGAAUUUCUCGCUGCGCCACGUGACUUGGAAGCCUGCAAUGGACGUCAUCCUACAGCUGGUGCAACUUUACGAGGCAAACUACCCAGAGCUGCUCAAGUGUGCCUAUGUCAUCAAUGCCCCAAAAGUCUUCACACUGGCGUAUGCAGUGAUCAAGCCGUUCCUUCACGAGGUCACUCUCAAGAAAAUACGCAUCUUUGGCUACAGUGGCUGGAAAGAGGAGCUCCUGAAAGACAUUAAUGCUGACCAGCUUCCUCAACAUUGGGGUGGAAGUCGGGUCGAUCCUGAUGGAGACCCAAAGUGCCCUUCGGUGAUCUGUCUUGGUGGUGAAGUACCCACAAAAUACUAUCUAAGUCUCAGCAAGAGCAAUCUCUCCAAGCUGGAUGAUGAUGAGAACUUGUGCAGCGUCACAUUAAGCAAAGGAGGCAAAAAGCGACUGAAGUAUGAAGUUAAGAAGCCUGGAUCACGGCUGAAGUGGGAGUUUAGAUCUGAAGACUUCGACAUAGGCUUUGGUGUGUCUCGCAAGAUUAAGAAAGGUGAAGAGGAGGUGAUUGUACCACUGCAAAGAGUCAACUCACAGCUAGUGACGGAGGAAGGCUUUCUUGUGUGUAUGGAACCUGGAACUUAUGUUGUGACAUUUGACAAUGAGUUCAGCUAUGUUAGAUCAAAGAAAGUGCUUUACAGAAUCAAUGUGGAGGCUUCAUCCUGAAGUGUCAGCUCACUUCUUCAAAGAGAAGAGUUGGUCUUCUUUGUUGUGUGACUUCUUCAGGAAGUUGAUGUAUCUAAUGCAUUUACUUUUUUAUUCCUCCCCCCAAGAAAACAAUGGAAGCCUUAUAUGAUAAGGAAAAUAUUGCACAGAGGAAUUAGAGUGUCAUUCACACAAUAUUUUAAUGGUAAGAUCAUGCAAAAGAUUUUUUUAACACUGUUCCAGUUUUGUGUCCUAGAAAAAAUUGUAUUGAUAAUUGGAACCUUUCAAAGGCAUUUGAUCAUUUAUAUGGAAAGAUAAUGGGAUACCUUCCUAGAUGUUCUUGUGGGCAAAUAGAGUAGACUUUUGUAUGUCAUUUAUAGUGUGGAAAUAUGAUAACUUUGAUUAGAUAAGAGAGUAUAUAAAUUUGCAAAUGUGCAGCCAUAGGCUUGUUCAUUGAAACUUGAACACCUACAUUUUUUAUAAAUGUUUAAGAAAAGAAAGAAAUUGCCACAUUUGAAACUAUGAGUGCCCAGUUACUGGCUUUCUGGCAUGUUUUUUUUUUUUCUUUCUUUCUUUCUUCUUUUCUUUACUUUUCUUUCUUUUUUUUUUUUUUUUUUUUACGUUGCUUAAAAUACCUGUUAAUUCUCGCUCAGAUCAAAUGAUCAUUAAUACCUCUUCCAAUGCCUGCAUAGGGUUUUUAUAUUAACUUUUCUAUUUGUUUAACUGUAUCUGUAUCUCUGUCUAUCUGUUUAUCUGUCCAUAUAAAUAUAUAGUACACGCACAUGCACAUGCACCUAGACAAACAAACACAUGCACAAUUUCACACACAU
Penaeus vannamei (Pacific white shrimp) is the source of this 2402-nucleotide messenger RNA. Its product is annotated as SEC14-like protein 2. Gene Ontology annotation, cellular component: cytoplasm. Lineage: Eukaryota; Metazoa; Arthropoda; Malacostraca; Decapoda; Penaeidae. The record is from RefSeq and is a predicted model, not a curated record.